ACUCGAGAGUGACGUGCACCCGGCGAGGAAGGAAAAUCGAGGUUCGGCUCGGGCGGGGACGAGAAGCAGCUCUCUGGCGAGCGAGGAAGGCGGCCGGCGCGGGCGGGCGCGGCCUUUGUCUCCUCCUCCCGCGCGCUCGGCGGCGACACCGGCCCCAUGAGCCCGUGGCCCCCUGGCGCCCGGGCCGUCCGUAGCCCCUGACCUGACCUAUCCUCGCCAUGGCCGAGGCCGCCUCCGGCGCCGGGAGCACGUCCCUGGAGGGCGAGCGUGGCAAGAGGCCGCCGCCGGAGGGCGAGCCUGCAGCCCCGGCGUCCGGAGUUCUGGAUAAGCUUUUCGGGAAGCGGCUCCUGCAGGCGGGUCGCUACCUGGUGUCCCACAAGGCGUGGAUGAAGACGGUGCCUACAGAGAACUGCGACGUGCUGAUGACCUUCCCAGACACAACCGAUGACCACACGCUGCUAUGGCUGCUGAACCACAUCCGCGUGGGCAUCCCCGAGCUCAUCGUGCAAGUCCGCCACCACCGCCACACGCGUGCCUACGCCUUCUUUGUCACCGCCACGUAUGAGAGCCUACUCCGAGGGGCCGACGAGCUGGGUCUGCGCAAGGCAGUAAAGGCCGAAUUUGGCGGGGGCACCCGCGGCUUCUCCUGCGAGGAGGACUUUAUUUAUGAGAAUGUGGAGAGCGAGCUGCGCUUCUUCACCUCCCAGGAACGCCAGAGCAUCAUCCGCUUCUGGCUGCAGAAUUUGCGUGCCAAACAGGGAGAGGCGCUCCACAACGUGCGCUUCCUGGAGGACCAGCCAAUCAUCCCCGAGCUGGCGGCCCGUGGAAUCAUUCAGCAGGUGUUCCCUGUCCACGAGCAGCGUAUUCUGAACCGCCUCAUGAAGUCAUGGGUGCAGGCCGUGUGUGAAAACCAGCCUCUAGAUGACAUCUGUGAUUACUUUGGUGUGAAGAUUGCUAUGUACUUCGCCUGGCUGGGCUUCUACACAUCAGCUAUGGUAUAUCCAGCUGUCUUCGGGUCUGUCCUGUACACAUUCACAGAGGUUGAUCAGACAAGCCGGGAUGUUUCCUGCGUGGUCUUUGCUCUCUUCAAUGUGAUCUGGUCAACACUUUUCCUAGAGGAAUGGAAGCGGAGAGGGGCUGAGCUGGCAUACAAGUGGGGGACGCUGGACUCACCUGGAGAAGCCGUGGAGGAGCCACGCCCCCAGUUCAGGGGUGUGCGCCGCAUCAGCCCCGUCACACGAGCGGAGGAGUUCUACUACCCGCCUUGGAAGCGGCUGCUCUUCCAGCUGCUCGUCAGCCUCCCCCUAUGCCUGGCAUGCCUCGUCUGUGUCUUCUUGCUCAUGCUUGGCUGCUUCCAGCUGCAGGAGCUGGUGCUGAGCGUAAAGGGUUUGCCCCGUCUCGCCCGAUUCCUGCCUAAGGUCAUGCUGGCCCUGCUUGUCAGUGUGAGUGCCGAGGGCUACAAGAAGCUCGCCAUCUGGCUCAACGACAUGGAAAAUUACCGGCUGGAGAGUGCCUAUGAGAAGCACCUCAUCAUCAAAGUUGUCCUGUUCCAGUUUGUCAACUCGUACCUGAGCCUCUUCUACAUCGGUUUCUACCUCAAGGACAUGGAGCGCUUGAAAGAGCUCCUGCUCGUCCUGUCCCUGUCCCAGAGCCUCGAGCGGCAGCUGCGGGCGGUGCUGGUCCCGCUCGCGGCCCUGCGGUUCCGCCUGCUCCUCCUCUCCCUCCGGGGCCUCCUGCUCGCGGCCCGGGCCAAAAUGCUGGCCACACUGCUGAUCACCCGCCAGUUCCUCCAGAACGUGCGUGAGGUCCUGCAGCCGCACCUGUACCGCCGUCUGGGCCGCGGCGAGCUGGGCCUGCGGGCCGUCUGGGAGCUGGCCCGAGCCCUGCUUGGCCUCCUGAGCCUCCGGCGCCCUGCGCCCCGCCGCCUAGAACCCCAGGCCGAUGAGAGCGGGGGCGGCGCGGGGGGCCGCAGGUGCCUCAGCGGGGGCUGCGGGGCGCCGGAGGAAGAGGAGGAGGAGGAGGUGGCGCCGGUGGAGCGGCGGCGGGCGGGGGAAGGUGGGGAGGAGGGGGACGGGCCUCCCGGGGGCAAGGAGGAGGACGAGGAAGACGACAAUGAGGAGGAGGAAGAGGAGGACGAGGAGGAUGAGGAGGAGGGCGAGGAAGGGGGCCUCCUGGACUGCGGGCUGCGGCUGAAGAAGGUCAGCUUCGCUGAGCGCGGGGCGGGGCGGCGUCGGCCCGGCCCAAGCCCGGAGGCCCUCCUGGAGGAGGGGAGCCCCACCAUGGUGGAGAAGGGGCUGGAGCCGGGCGUGUUCACCCUGGCCGAGGAGGACGACGAGGCAGAGGGGGCUCCCAGCAGCCCUGAACGGGAGCCCCCAGCCAUCCUGCUCCGCCGGGCCGGGGGCGAAGGCCGAGACCAGGGGCCCGAUGGGGGCCCGGACCCGGAGCCCGGCUCCAACAGCGACCCGACACGAAGGCAGAAGCGGCAGAACCGGUCGUCUUGGAUUGAUCCACCCGAAGAGGAACACUCUCCUCAGCUCACCCAGGCGGAGCUGGAGAGCUGUAUGAAGAAGUACGAGGACACGUUCCAGGACUACCAGGAGAUGUUUGUGCAGUUCGGCUACGUCGUGCUCUUCUCGUCCGCCUUCCCCCUGGCAGCACUGUGCGCCCUGGUCAACAACCUCAUUGAGAUCCGCAGCGACGCCUUCAAGCUGUGCACCGGGCUGCAGCGGCCCUUUGGCCAGCGCGUGGAGAGCAUCGGCCAGUGGCAGAAGGUGAUGGAGGCUAUGGGUGUCCUAGCGAUUGUGGUCAACUGCUACCUAAUCGGCCAGUGCGGGCAGCUGCAGCGCCUCUUCCCCUGGCUGAGCCCGGAGGCAGCCAUCGUAUCCGUGGUGGUGCUCGAGCACUUUGCUCUGCUCCUCAAGUACCUCAUCCACGUGGCCAUCCCAGACAUCCCGGGCUGGGUGGCCGAGGAAAUGGCCAAGCUGGAGUACCAGCGCCGCGAGGCCUUUAAGAGACACGAACGUCAGGCCCAGCACCGAUACCAGCAGCAGCAGCGCAGGCGUCGGGAGGAGGAGGAGCGACAGCGCCACGCGGAGCACCACGCCCGGCGAGAGCAUGAUGUUGGUGGCCGGGAGGAGGCGAGGGCCGAGGGCUCCGGGCUGGACCCCGCCACCUCCUCUGAGAAGGCCUCUGCCAAGACCAAGGGCAGCACUGCAGGUGGCCACGGGCCUGAACGGCCCAAGCGCCCAGGCUCCCUGCUAGCGCCCAACAACGUCAUGAAGUUGAAGCAGAUCAUCCCACUGCAGGGCAAGUUCCUCUCGUCGGGGGCCACAUCCUCACUGGCCGCUGCAGGGGCCGGGGCCACCGCCCGGCCUCCCCCUGCCCAGUCGCCCACGGGCAGCGACACCCGCCUGCCUGCCUUCCUCAGCUUCAAGUUCCUCAAGUCACCCGAGACCCGGCGGGACUCAGAGCGCAGCCACUCGCCGCCCAAAGCCUUCCACGCCAGCAAGCUCUUCCCCUUUGGUGGCACCCGGGCCGAGCCUGGGUCCAACGGGGCGGGCGGGCAGGCCCGGACGGACGGGACCCCCAGCAGUGGCAGCAGCCGGGUUCAGAGGAGUGGGCCGGUGGACGAGGCCAUGGCUGAGGAGCUGGAAGCCCCCCGGCCCGAAGAGGAAGGCUCAGGGACAGCGCUGGCCCCCGUGGGCGCCCCUGCCCUCCGUACCCGCCGCAGCCGGAGCCCCGCGCCGCCGCCGCCAAUGCCGCUGCCCCGGCCUCCGACGCCGCCCGCCGGCUGCUGGCAGUGGGACGGGCCCUGGGGCUGCGGGGGCGAGGGCGCCGCCCCCCGCCAGGCCCUGGCCGCCGCCGAGUGCCCGCCCUGUGCCAUGGCCGGGCCCCCAGCCGCCCCCCAGCCCCUGCCGGGGGACGCCAGCUUUUACAGCCUCCUGCCCCCACCGCUGCCGCCCACCUCGGAGCCCCCCGAGACCCCGGCGCCCUCACCCAGCCCCAGCCCCAGUCCCCAGGCCGUGUGCUGGCCCAGCGGCUGGCAUUAGCUCUGCCCGCCCUGCCUUCUCUUCUCAUAUGCAAUAUCAGUCAUUCACAGGGGCAGCCGGCCCCCAAAAUGCAAGAUGCGCUUGCUUCAGCCCCCACGGCCCCAGUAUUGGCCGGCGCCCCCCAUCUGCCGUUUUCCUUUCAACCAGGAUGAGGGAAUUGAAAGGAAACCCACAAAACCAACAGAAAACACAAACACACACACACGCACACACACAGAACAGGCGAUUAUUUAUUUGUUUUUAAUUUAUUUUGUCAUAUUUUUGUAAAACGGCAGAAAUGCAAUAAAAAGUAUAUUUCAACAGUG
Callithrix jacchus (white-tufted-ear marmoset) is the source of this 4354-nucleotide messenger RNA. RefSeq names its product anoctamin 8 (gene ANO8). Gene Ontology annotation, cellular component: plasma membrane. Gene Ontology annotation, molecular function: chloride channel activity. The record is from RefSeq and is a predicted model, not a curated record. NCBI's taxonomy places the organism in Eukaryota, Metazoa, Chordata, Mammalia, Primates, Cebidae. Gene Ontology annotation, biological process: chloride transmembrane transport.